AUGUUGCGCCAUGGACAUGCUGUUUCAUCGAGUUUGCCUGUAUAUGUCAUCUGGAAGGCGAAUAAUAUCGAUUCCUGGCUGAAUGCAGAUCUUAAAAAGUUUACGUACAAUUCUAGCCAUAUCAUCAUUGGUAGUGGGCUUGACGACUACGAGGCAGCUUUGGAUCAGCAUAAUUGGACCAUCGAUGCGAAACUCCAAAUGGAAAACCGAUCUUGCGCGGAUGAUAAAGUUAGGAGAAGGUUGGGUGGGUGGCCGGAGUGGUGGCAUGACUUCUGGGGAACAACAUUCGGGUUUUGCUUUUCGGGGAACUCGCAAGACAUCGGCUACAUAAUCUCGGGGUCGGGAUCGGGAUGGGUCAACAAAUGGUCCGUGCGCUCCCGCUCCCGCUUCCGAACCUUAUUUCGCCCGAAUCUUCGUCGGAACACGGGAAGGACAACGCAGAUGAAAGCUGAAGUUAGGAGGCUGCUGAAGUCGGGAAUUGACAUUACUGCAAACACAUACGAGGUAUUGAAAGUCCCCACCGCUUUAACGGAUGCCAAAAUCACUCUUGUGGACGAUGAGCCACGAAUUUACCUGGGAGCCACUGAGUUCGUUAUUGAGGUAUCUGGUGGGCUUUUCUGCACGGAACAGGAGGUUACCAGACUCGAACCGUCGCGGGACUUAGGGUUUGGCCAGGACUGGAAAGACUUCGUUCUGGUGGAAAUGGAGGUGAUAACCUCUUCAGGAGAGGUUGCAUGGGCAUCAUCGCAGCACAUUCCGUAUCGGGGCAUAUUACAGAAUAAUUGGAUUAACAGCAAUUCGAGGGCUUGA
Messenger RNA from Paracoccidioides lutzii Pb01, 810 nucleotides. RefSeq lists its product as hypothetical. The transcript has 5 exons. The record is from RefSeq and is a predicted model, not a curated record. Bases 1 to 810 code for a protein of 269 amino acids.